Molecule: messenger RNA, 1917 nt
Organism: Brettanomyces nanus
Lineage: Eukaryota; Fungi; Ascomycota; Pichiomycetes; Pichiales; Pichiaceae
Exons: 1
Coding region: 1-1917 (638 amino acids)
Molecular function (GO): RNA binding; metal ion binding; tRNA dihydrouridine synthase activity
Source: RefSeq, a predicted model, not a curated record
AUGGAUUCAACUAAUGAACAAAGAAAGCGAUCCUCGGAGGAUCUUCCAGUUGAAGUUAUUCCGGCUUCAAAAUCUCAAAAAUUGGCAGUCGAGUCUACGGAAGACUCUGUACAGACUAUCAAGGAUUCUCAUGACUCUUGGAAGAAAGGAGUGGCUUCAAUUAAGAAGGAAUUUCUUGCUGAAGAUGGAGCGAGAAGUAAGCAAGAUGAUUUUGAUGAUGAUGAUGCAGAAGCCAGCCGAACAGCACGAGGAGAUGAUUCUAAGGGGAAGGGAAAGAACGUUAAACGUAAGGGUAAAAGACGUGGUCAGAACCAUGCCAGACAGCUGAUUCAAGCCCAUGAAAAUAUUAAAUUAUGUGCAUCUGUGGUUGAUCCUAUGGAUACCUUGCAUACCUGCAACUAUGGGGUGGAAAACUGCAAAUUUUCGCACGACGUCGAAGCAUAUUUGGCUCAGAAGCCGGAAGAUCUACCAGGAGAAUGUCCGGUAUGGAAAGAAUUUGGAUACUGUCCAUCUGGAUUGAAAUGCCGGUGGUUGGGUUCCCAUUACGAUAAGGAGAAGAAGGUGUUAAUUUACAGAGAUGAUUAUGUUCGGAAAAACGAACAGGAAGAACUAAACUGGAUAUCUGGUGGUGACAAAAACCUUCUUCAAAAAAGGAAGAUCUCCUUGGACAAGUCUGAACAGAUUACCGAAUGGCUGGACAAGAAUUACAAAGGAAAGACAGCAACCCAAGUGAGAGAAGAUGCCAAAGAACAUGCUGCAUCGUAUAUUGAAGCACCUUUCAAGAUUGGUGAAAAGAAGGACUUGAGAUUCAAAGAUUCAAAGAUUGUUGCACCUCUUACGACUGUCGGUAACUUGCCGUUUCGUAGAUUGAUGAGGAGUCUUGGAGCGGAGGUGACUUACUCCGAAAUGGCAUUAUGUCUUCCGUUGAUUCAAGGUUCUAAAUCGGAAUGGGCUCUCGUUAAAGCCCAUGAGACGGAAUAUCCUGGAUUUGGAGUACAGUUGGCUGCUUCUAAACAUUGGCAGACUAGUAAAGCUGUUGAGGCCAUUGCUAAACUUGCACCUAAUGUUUCUGAAUUCAACCUCAACUGCGGCUGUCCUAUUGAUAUGUUGUACAGAAAGGGAGAAGGAUCGGCUAUGAUGGAAAAUCCCAACAGGAUGAUCCGGGUUUUAAAAGGAAUGAACUAUUGUUCUGGGGAAAUCCCAGUUACCGUCAAGCUAAGAAUGGGUAUUAGUAAUGAGAAGCCCUUGGCGGAGCAGUUGGCGCACAAGUUGCUUGCAGAGGGAGAUGUUGGUGCCAUUACCGUUCAUGGAAGAUCAAGAAAACAGAGGUACGCCAAAGAAGCUGACUGGGAUUAUAUAGGAAAGGUUGGACAGAUUGUUAAGGACUAUAAUGAGCAACAGGUGGAAGAUAAAGAUGCCUCUGAUAGACAUCCUGUUUAUAUGGUCGGUAACGGUGAUUGUUACAGCUAUGAAGAUUAUAACAGUGCGAUCAAAAGACCCGGAGUCGACUCUGUGAUGAUUGGAAGAGGGGCAUUGAUCAAACCAUGGAUCUUUGAAGAGAUACAAGCACAGCAGUACUUGGAUAAGUCUGCUUCAGAGAGGUUGGACAUAGUGAAGAAUUACGCUCAUUACGCCGUGGAUCAUUGGGGGUCUGAUGAGUUCGGCAUCAAUACAGCCAGACGAUACAUGUGUGAGUUCCUCUCUUUUACGUAUAGAUACAUUCCAGUUGGUAUUUUAGAGAGGCUGCCUCCUAAACUAAACCAGAGACCUCCUCCUUGGAAGGGUAGAAAUGAGCUGGAAAGCUUAUUAGGAUCUCCCGAUUAUAAGGAUUGGAUAAAGAUUACAGAGCUGUUCUUGGGAAAGGCAGAUGCUGGUUUUUCGUUCAUUCCAAAGCACAAGAGCAAUUCGUACGAAUGA